GGUCUAUUUCAGCUGCCUGGGAAGCGCCUCUAUAAGUAUAUCAGGCACGACACUUCCGCCCUGGGCCGCAAGCAUUGCUGGGAGAUGUAGUGUUAGGGGCUCUCUGUUGGGUGCGGCAAAGCUGGUCAUAAAACAGCCCCAGAGCACGUGAGUUAGGCUUCAAUGUAAAUAUUAUAAUAAAUGUGUAUAUUUGAUUAAUAACUACAGGAGACGGAGAGGAUUGAAUUAUAUUCUAACACACAUUCUAACAAACAAAUAAUUAUAAUCGAUGAGUUCAUAAGUAUAACUAUUAUAGUAUUAGACCAUGUUGUAUUUUACUGAUUCAUCAUAUUCCUUACACGAUUUAACUUACAAUAAUAUGAGUUACAAGUUAAAUAACAAGGUACUUAUAAAUAAUAAUUAUACUUUAUUUAUAGAGCACUUUUCAACAUAAAGUACAAAGUGCUCUAUGCAGAAAACGAAUGGUUAAAAUAGAUAAUUAUACUGAAGAAUGACUUAAAUAUAAUACAAAUAAUCGUAAUAAAAGCCUAAUGAUUUUCAUUCUGUGAAAACAAUAAUUGUAAUGGGCUAUCAAACUUUGUAUUUAAUUAUUUGCUUUGUUAAUGAUUGUCUUGUGAACGACGGCCAGAUUAUUUAAGAAUAUUCUUUCUGCUGCUUUUUUAUUAAUAUUUGAGAAUGUGUGUUUGUUUUUAAAUAGUUUUCUUCGGUCAAUGAAUGAAAUAUACUUAUAUAUCUGUAGUUCAACCUAUUAUCAGUAGUUAUGUCAACAACCUUUAUUUGAUUUCCAAGUAGUUUGCAAAGUGGUUUCUGGGAACGUGUGAUCAGUGUUGACAAGUCGGCUGAUCAAUUAUCAAUCAUCAGUAUGGUCUGAAGUCUGGCAAUCAUAUUUUGUUCUGUGGCUUUCCACCACAAUAAAAUAUGUAUAUUUUAAAUUUAUUCGUUUAUUUUUUCACUUGUUAAUAACUAUUAUUGAUUAGUUUUGUUUGGUGGUACAUUGGUAUCAGUUUUAAUAUGAGAAAACCCUCCUUCUGUCUCCAUAUAACAGGAAAUAUGAUGUGGUCUGUUUAAGGACCUUGGAGAACUCCGCUGUGCAGCAGAGCGCACCUCAGAUGGUGAAUCUGGACCGUGCGUAAACUACGUAUCAUGCGCACGGAGCGGCCAAACGCCACAGUGGCUGCGCUGCUUUGUCUUCGCCCUUCCUUGUUCUGGUUGUGAUUGUUUACUUCUUCAGCCCGCAUCGCUUUUUGCUCCCAUCACCUCCUCGCCUCUCCUCCUCUCCGCCGGGACAUCGGGGGUGUUAUGGAGGCUGCAGGGGACAUUUAGAGUCAUGCUGUGCGCUUCGUAUAGCUUCUCAUCCUUCUUGCCCUGGUAAGAUGACAACACCGCGUCGUGCGUAUCCCUUGCACCUUUCUCGAGCCUGAGCUUGUUUUCCACAGAUGAACGUGCAGUGAUGUACCAAUCUUGUAUGUGGCUGAGCAGCGCCGGGGCGAUACAAGACGCGCAUGUUGUUAUUUCAUCUCCAUGCUGCAGAUCGGGUUUCAGUGGAUUGGCCGAGCUAAAUGCCACUCACUGCACUCCCCCCUGCCUGCAUGGUAUAAACAGCAUGGCCAGCGCACAUUCCGGUGGCUCUAAAUAUAUCUGUUAAGGCCACAGGAGGAGGAGGUGGGGGUGCUGGGAGGUUUAUCCUGGGACAUUUCCCCGGCGUGGUCGACCCGCACCCACUUGAAUUAUCUCCCGGAAGAUUGACAAUCGGCUGUCGCGUCCACAGAGGCGAACUUGGCCCCAUCCAGACAUGCCCUCCACUAACAAUGCGCGGUCCAGGGCGCGGGAGAGAAACAACGUCCUGAGCAGACCUGAAUUCAUGUCCUUGAACCAACCGCUCCCCCGCGGCCCCGGCCCCUCCGAGAGCCGAGGCAGCGCCCGGCGACCGGGCCAAAACAAGCCGCAAGCAAGCCAGCCGAGCGAGGAACCUACCGACACUGGCAGCAAGAUGCCGGAGGAGGACUGCAUGCAGCUGAACCCUUCAUUCAAGGGAAUCGCCAUCAACUCCCUUCUCGCCAUUGACAUCUGUCUGUCCAAGCGCAUGGGGGUGUGCGCCUACACGUCGUCCUCGUGUGGAGGCUGCCGCUCCAUGGUCACCCUCUUAGCGCUCACUGGGCACGGCAUCACGUGGAUCAUUGGCACUAUCGUGUGCCUCACACGGAGUAACACUCUGGCUGGACAAGAGGUCCUGGUCAACCUGCUGCUUGCCCUCAUCCUUGAUGUCAUGACGGUGGCUGGAGUCCAGAGACUGGUGAAGCGCAGGGGUCCCUGGGAGAUGAUGCCGGGCUUAAUGGACUGCAUCGCCAUGGACCUCUACUCCUUCCCGGCAGCUCACGCCAGCCGAGCCGCUCUGGUCUCCAAGUUUUUGCUGUCCCACCUGGUGCUGGCUGUGCCGCUUCGCAUCCUGCUGGUGCUGUGGGCCUUCCUGGUGGGCAUUUCGCGGGUGCUGCUGGGGAAGCACCACCUCACCGACAUGGUGUGCGGCUUUGCGCUGGGCCUGCUCCACUUCAGCCUGAUGGAGUCGGUGUGGCUGUCAUCCAGCACCUGCCAGACUCUCAUUUCAAUAAGCACAUUCAGCUGGAGCCCUUUGAUCUGAGCUCCUGAUAAAAAGCUAUGCUUGCACGCUAGGCAUAUUUGAUACACUAACCCUGCUAUAUGAAGGACUUCGAAAGGUUUUCUAAGUAAUUUUUCUAAGGGUCUAAAGUUGCAGGCUGUGAAUGGGGAAGCACUAAUAUCUGGAUGCACAUGCUGGCUUGCAUGUAUUGCUUCACAAACACUAGUAUCCCCAGUCAGGCCUCUACUGCUUCUUCAUAGUAAAGGGAAAAUAUGGCGACUGCAAACUGACAAUAAUUUGGUUUAAGAAUUUUCCCUCUAUUUAAAUCUUUGAUUGACAUACAGUAUGAAAGCUGGUACCGUUCAUGUAUAACUGAACCUCUUUUCACUCGGCUCUGUUUUAAACUGUUGUGCCUCCUUCUCUUCACAAUCUUACUUCUCCUUUCUUCCGCUCUGUAACAUCUUCCUCUUUUCUCUAAGUAUCAAGGGUUCUUUGCUUUCAUUUUAGGUUAGUGAAAUACUUGCACCAAGUGAAACCCUGAAUAGAGUUCAGUGUAGGGCUGUAAUAUUGGAUAUGACACUAGAAUACAUGAAGUGACUAUUGUUGGAUAUUCCAUAUUGUUUCUAAUUGGCAUGACUUAAGAUAUUUGUGUAUUUCUGAUGGGAUCCUGAAUCUGUUUACCGUAUGUUAUGUUAAAUAUUAGGUUAUUUUUGCGUUAAACUAAUUUCACAUAAUUUUUUUUUUUUUAACUCGGUCAAAUAUAAUUUCAUUCAUAGCCAUUUACAGUGUUCUUUAAUGAGUUGAAAACAAAAACAUAUUUUCAUUGCUGUCUGCACUUCAGCCUAACAGAUGUUUUUGGUUUGACAGAGACCAUGUAAGUGAUUCUAUGCCCCAAUAAACAACCUAAGCGUGAACACUAUGUGUGCGCGGAUGCAAAGCAUCGGUGUGAAGAGCUGUUUUUAAGAGAUUUUGCCAUUAUUUUCUAAAUGUGUUUUUAUAGACACCUGAAAGACACAAUAUCUUUUACUUUGUUAUUCUCCGAGUAUUUCAGUGCAGUGGUAUGCUGUGUAAAUACUGUACAUUAGUUCAGUUUGAUCUGCACAGCGAUCUUUAUUUCAUGUUUUGAAUUAGUUUCUUUUCCAUCUUAUUAAUAAAAUGUGGACUGUCGGUCACAUGGCGACGCAUUAUAUUGAAUACAGAAAAAUUUGGAACGCCGGUAAACUGUUAAACCUCACAUGGUGCAACACAACUCUUUCUUCCAGUCAUUUGAAUGUUUAGUCCAUUAAAUAAUACAAAUGUAGAAAUAAAUGCAUUCUGAUGAUGGCAUGGGAUCAGAAUACAAGAUAAGAUAGAUUUGACCUGUGAGCUGAGUUUAUACAGUGGAUUGCUUGUGAGCCAUUGAAUUGCACAGAACUUGCGACAUGGAGCCUCAGUGGUUUGUUACCAACAGAUAUGGUUUCAGUUUAGGCCUCACGGUUGCCUAGUAACUGAACUGCUUUGACUCUUAAGACGAAGUCACUAAGUGAUAGAGAUUUGAUCCCGGCAGCAAACGGUUCAUGUAUUUUAUUGCAACAGUAUUUUGCAAUGGGCUCUCAGACUUGUUGACUCCAAUGUGAUUCAUUAUCAUUGAAGCUGUGUGUCUUCUCCGCGUCGGCUUUCCUGUCACACUUCUCUGACCACAGGCAAUCUGACAGGAAACAGCACCUGUGCAUUGGUGUGUGUGUCUGUGCGUCUGUGUGUGUCCUGAAAACCCUCUCUGGCUGAGAGAGUCGGACGGUAAGAUAUUCAAUAUCUUUCGCUGAAUUUUCAACAGUCAGUCAUUUCUUAUGUGUUGCCUGGCUAUGCACAGUUAAUGACCAGAAUACAUUGUUGCAAAUAUCUGAGGAAUAUUUCCAGACGGUUCCUCCGCUGCCUGAAGAGGAAGCCGUUACUUUUUGCAUGUGGAGAUACACACUUGACAAACUUUAUCCUGGAAAUCCAACACCAUCAACAUCAAGGACUAUGCCAUUGAACUUUAUAUUUAAGGACUUUUCCCUUUGGUUUCUCAAGAUGAAAUAAAACUUGACUACUCCUCA
Pleuronectes platessa (European plaice) is the source of this 4671-nucleotide messenger RNA. Its product is annotated as inactive phospholipid phosphatase 7. The record is from RefSeq and is a predicted model, not a curated record. Gene Ontology annotation, cellular component: nuclear envelope. NCBI's taxonomy places the organism in Eukaryota, Metazoa, Chordata, Actinopteri, Pleuronectiformes, Pleuronectidae. Gene Ontology annotation, molecular function: sphingosine-1-phosphate phosphatase activity. Bases 1793 to 2638 code for a protein of 281 amino acids. The transcript is spliced from 2 exons.